UUUGGUGAGAAAAUGAUGAAUCCUGAUGUGGAAGUUUCAGAUGAAUCCUACAUUCAGAUUAUUACAGUAUCACGAGAUUAUCUGAGUCAUAACCAAACUCUUCCCUCUGAUUAUCUGAGUCAUAACCAAACUCUUCCCUCUGUUGCUACGUCACAAGCUGUCUCACAAGAUUAUAUGGAAGUACUGUACCGGCUUGCACUCGUAGGUGAGUGGCAUGAAAUGAAACUCAUUGUUGAAAAUGAUCCUGCUAGUGUUCGCGUUCCACUGACUUCAGAUGGCGACACAGUUCUUCAUCUAGCAGUAAGGUCAGAGAACGUUAAAAUGGUGGAAGAGUUGGUUAAUGUUAUGGCGAUAGAAGACAUGCUAAAACCAAACUCAGACGGGUGGCUUCCCGUUCACCUUGCUGCUAUACCUGUCCGUUACACAAGAAUGAAAUAUCUAUACUCGCAACAUCUGCUUGACAAAAUGGCUUUCCAUCACAUUGGAUUUCUCUUUUUUAUUGCCCUUGAAUACAACUUGUUUGACUUGGCCAUGAAAUUAUUUAAAAUGUAUACACCUCAAUUGACCAUGGCAAGAGAUGGAAAGCAGCUAACAGCAUUGCAUCGGCUGGCGCGAAUGCCUUCAGAAAUUCUACAGAGGGAAUUACUAGACCACAAUGAUAACAGUGGACUAUCAAAAGUAACGGGCAUGCAAUUGCUGAGAGAGAUAUGGACGGAAGUUGAACAUUUGGAAUUACGAAAAAUAAUAUCGUUGACUACUGAUCCCACACCAAUAUUGCUUGAUGCACUGGAAUCAGGAAAUGAUGAUCAAGUAAUUCGGCUUUUCUUGAGGAUACCUCAAACAGUCAUCUACUCAAUUGACUCUAACAACGGAACCUAUUCCACUUGCUUCUUCACUAUCGACGUUUAA
This is a messenger RNA of Vigna unguiculata (cowpea), 909 nucleotides long. RefSeq lists its product as uncharacterized. Gene Ontology annotation, cellular component: membrane. The record is from RefSeq and is a predicted model, not a curated record. Gene Ontology annotation, molecular function: protein binding. NCBI's taxonomy places the organism in Eukaryota, Viridiplantae, Streptophyta, Magnoliopsida, Fabales, Fabaceae.